Messenger RNA from Procambarus clarkii (red swamp crayfish), 4839 nucleotides. RefSeq names its product metastasis associated 1-like (gene MTA1-like). Gene Ontology annotation, molecular function: histone deacetylase binding; chromatin binding; transcription coactivator activity. The record is from RefSeq and is a predicted model, not a curated record. Lineage: Eukaryota; Metazoa; Arthropoda; Malacostraca; Decapoda; Cambaridae. Gene Ontology annotation, cellular component: nucleoplasm; NuRD complex. Gene Ontology annotation, biological process: negative regulation of transcription by RNA polymerase II.
GAGGCGUUGUUGGAACGCGUCUACGGAAAGUGAGAAAAUGGCGAAUUGUCAGCGGCGCCCAUCACGUUGAUUGUUUUGGCACUUGUCAUGAAACGUCGGGAGAGGAGAGGAGUGUGAUGUGUAGCUGGUGAGCGCGUGUGUAUGUAGCGACGCGGGGAAGAUGGCCAGCAAUAUGUACCGUGUUGGAGAUUAUGUAUAUUUUGAAACUUCCUCCACAUCACCAUAUCAAAUAAGAAGAAUAGAAGAGUUAAAUAAGACGCCCAACGGUAACGUGGAGGCCAAAGUGAUGUGUUUCUACAGACGUCGCGACAUCUCCUCUUCCCUUAUCAUGCUGGCAGACAAGCAUCAGAAAGACGGUCACGGGAAUUUGGACCUGUGCCGGGGGUUUAAGAAGCUGUUAAAGGGUCAAGAGAUACAGGGCCCGUGCCUGAAUGAGACUGUCAUACAAGAGGCAACUCAACAAGGUGCCUUAGACGAGGACGAGAGCGACAGCGAAGGGGCCGAGUUGGGAGGGUCGACCAUUGUGACGCCCAGUGGCGAGACCCUCUCCUCUAAUGAGAGACACCAGUUACGGCAUCGUGAACUCUUCCUUUCCCGCCAGAUAGAAACUCUUCCUGCCACGCACAUACGCGGAAAAUGUACGGUCACGUUACUCAACGAGACGGAGUUAUUAUUGGCCUAUCUCAAUAAAGACGAUACAUUCUUCUACUCCUUGGUAUAUGAUCCACAGCAGAAAACAUUAUUAGCAGAUAAGGGGGAAAUUAGGGUCGGUUCAAGAUAUCAAGCAGACAUUACAUCGUUAUUAAAAGAAGGAGAAGGUGAUGGCCGCAAUUUAGAAGAGUUGGAAAGUUUGAUAUGGACUCCGGGGCAUGGCCUUACAGAUAGACAAAUAGACCAAUUUCUCGUAAUGUCACGGUCAGUGGGCACUUUCGCGCGGGCUCUAGACUGUUCAUCUUCGGUCAAACAACCGUCAUUACAUAUGAGUGCAGCAGCUGCUUCUAGAGAUGUUACGUUGUUUCAUGCGAUGGACACGUUACACAAGCACAGCUACGACAUUAGCAAAGCUCUUUGUUCUCUUAUACCUGCCACUGGGCCAGUACUCUGUAGAGACGAGAUGGAAGAGUGGUCGGCAUCUGAAGCCAACUUGUUUGAGGAAGCCCUUGAAAAAUAUGGAAAGGACUUCAAUGAUAUCAGACAAGAUUUUCUACCCUGGAAGACCCUAAAGAAUAUAAUAGAGUACUACUACAUGUGGAAAACAACCGACAGAUAUGUACAGCAGAAGAGAGUAAAAGCUGUGGAAGCAGAGUCCAAAUUAAAGCAGGUUUACAUUCCUAACUACAACAAGCCCAAUCCAGCAGCGCUCUCCAAUGGGAAGACACCAUCUAUGGUGAAUGGUGCGGACAUCUCUGUUUCUGGGAAGGCUUGCGAGUCAUGUCAUGCAACAAACAGUAGUCAGUGGUAUGCCUGGGGUCCUUCGCAUCUACAGUGUCGUCUGUGUAAUUCUUGCUGGCAAUACUGGAAGAAGUUUGGUGGCCUCAAACUUCCAUCACGAAUUGGAAAAGAAGAAGAACGACUGCACAGUGGUGGCAGUCGUUCACAGAGGUGUAAUGUGGGUGGGUGUGGCCGGGAGUACAAGACACGCUCGCAGUUAAUACGUCAUGCUGCCCAGGCUCAUGGUGUUGCCCUUCGAGCUGGUUCACCAAGACCCAUCAUGAAAACAAGGGCUGCCAUCAUGGUCCAUACUAGCCUUCCCAUUCGUGUCAUGCGACGACUUUGUGAAGAUUUAAUCCAACCUAGGAAGGCUAGCCGCAAUCCAACGUGGCCCGUAAAUGCUGCUAAUAUCCGACAAGAGAGUCUCCUGCGCAUGGGUGGGAAAUCCUUUGAUGAUUUUGCAUACCUGGUGAAGCGUGGGACGGGGCGGCGACGAGGGAGAGUGUCUCAGGUGUCAAUCCGCUUAGGUCAGAAGAACUCUGCUUGCCCUGCCUGGAUGCUCCCUACGGACAAGUCGCUCCUACCCAAACAACCCCACAUUGCAUUCCCAAAACCUCCCAAGGGACCAGAUGGCAGUUUGAUAUACACACCAGUACCCAACAAGGAGCUUCCUGUGGUAAAUAAUACUUCCCCGAGUCUUCUAAAAAGGAGGGCAUACGAAGAGACCAAUGGCUUGGACGAGGGCGAAUUGGAAGAAGGACUCCCACCGGCAAAGCGACAGAAGGAUAUGGAGGCGCUGGACUCAUUACACCUGAAUCAACUAGGGGUUAUUCCACCGCCGGGGCUGACAGUUACGCCGGUGGGGGUGAAUGGGGGUCCUGGAGUGCCGCCCCCAGGAGUCCCAACACCCCCACUGGCUGGAGUUCCCAACCUGGGAGCCCCAAGCACGCCCGGGAGAGCCAAGAUCGCCACUGUAUCUCGAGUGGGAGGUCGCCCUCGGAUCAUCUCGUGGAUGGAUGCCCCUGAUGAUGUCUAUUUCUAUGCUACUGACACCACCAAGAAAUUACGCAAAAGUUUAACAACAAAUGACCUGAAGCGAGCGGCGCGACGACCUUGGAAAAAGAUUCAGGAGAAGGAGCUCUCGCCUUCUACUCCCACGCCCACGACUACACCAAUUACACACAUCACUAGCGAUUGAUCCGAACAAACCUGCGAGAAAAUAAUGAUCCGCUCCUACCCCCAACCCCCCUGAGCUAAUCGGCCGAGCAAUAGCACAUUCCCUGCCGGAGUGCUCGGGAUCGGCCGUGGACGCUCCAAAGUGGCCGGUUGCUACGUCGCAUUAGAUAGUGACUUGCGUACACAAGCUGAACACUUUAACGAGUGCAGUGUGAUGUACCAGUGUGUGUGGGUCGCUGGUUAAGUGUUGCUGUGGAGGAAGUUAUUCCAGGGAGGACCCUCCAGCUCUCUCGCUCCCCAGUCUGUGUUAGAUUCCAGUACUGUAAAGAGAAACAGUGAGUGGCGUGAUCAGAUCCUGUGGGGGCCUGAUGCCCUAAUAGCCAAUGUUUGCGCAAAUUACAACUGGAUACAAAGUAAACUACAAAGUCAAAAGCCAUUUUUUAGGCCCAUGUCUUGAGUAAAUAAAAGUUUUAAGUAAUGCGAGGAGUUUGGAGUUUGCUACAAUUACCUUUUCCUCCUUCAGUCUUGUGGUACUGCAACAUGGAACUUCUAAUGCUAGAAGAAUCAAAGUUCAAAACCCUCUUAUAUGUGUUAUGAGAGGAAUUUUGUGUGAGUGUAAGCUUAAAGGCUGAUGCAAGAUGAUGGAUCUGUAGACUAGUUGUGUAGGUUGACUGAGAGGUAGAGGAAGGUGUGAAUCCAUGAGGAGUACCUGAGGAAAGAGCAACAUCCAAGAUGAUGCUUCGUUGACAAAAUGAUCUGACUGGGUUAUUGAGGUAAUAGAUGUCGUGGCUGAAGAACACUGUUGAAUCGGUAUCGGUCUUCAAGGAUCUUAGUUGGAAAACACUUAGUGUGAUCAAAUCAGUAAAAUAUUAAAGAAAGUUUAAUUUUUAACCAAAAGAUAAUGCUGUGUGCAGAAAUUGAUUACUGGCCAUGUAGGUCACAGAUUUCCAAGUACCACCACUCAAAGUUCAAAGUGAAAAACAAUAAUAACUUUAUUCAGCACCUACACUAUUUUUUAUUCAGACUUUUUUUUUUUUGUACAUAUGGUUACCGCAUGUUCACGAAAUUUUCAGUGAUUCGUAGUGAUAUUAGUGAUAAUUUGUGUACUUUGUAUUUUGUCCAAUUGAGAACUUUUCUGCACCAGUAUCAAUUUUUGGACUGGGUAUAAAACUUCCAGCAGCGCCGUGUCGUGUUCACUCGACGCCUAUUUCAAGGAGAAGGACCCUCGGCAGUGUACGAGUUUUGUGGCGAGAGUUGGUGCCUACUGCCCGUGGGGACGGCCAGAGCCCGCGUCGAGGGUCACUCUCCCUUAAACAUUCAUCUUUUUCUACUGUAGUCUCUACCAGCACAGAUCAGUUGCCUUUCCUCCCAUUGUCUUUGUUUUAACAGGUAUUUAUUAUGUUACAGUAAUUCAUCAGAUUUCCAAGUUUUUUUUUCUGAAGAAUUUGUAAUUGAAGAGGUUUAUUGGAGUGAGAAGAUUGUAGUGGAAGCUGGUGUUGAAGUAUAGAUGUGUGGCCUUCCCACCAGUGCAUCAAGGUGUGAGAACAUGGUCCAAACAUCACCUAUGAGUGAGAAGAUUGUAGUGGAAGCUGGUGUUGAAGUAUAGAUGUGUGGCCUUCCCACCAGUGCAUCAAGGUGUGAGAACAUGGUCCAAACAUCACCUAUGAGUGAGAAGAUUGUAGUGGAAGCUGGUGUUGAAGUAUAGAUGUGUGGCCUUCCCACCAGUGCAUCAAGGUGUGAGAACAUGGUCAAAACAUCACCUAUCAUUUAUUCAACAAUUUUUGUUGUUGCAUUCAUUAAUUGAUGUGAUAACUGUACAUUUACAUAUUUCUGUGUCUUGCCGGGUACACGUCAUGCUGCUAUAUUCUCGGCGCGUUUCUGAAAGAGGACGACUUUUAUGUAUGAAUAAAUAAUUAAUUCUAGUCUAUUGAUUGCAUAAUUUAAAUUUAGAAUAAAAAUAUGAAUCUCCAGCAAAUUUAUUGAGUAUAGGUAUUUUUAUAAUAAAUACAAAAUGUGGCUAAGUGUAUAGCAGCAGUUUACCCAAAUGUGUCCUAAAUUGUCCUUGUACGGGCAAGUGAUGCCAAGGGCCUGAUCCUCAAAGCCAGCGGAGGGAUUGUCAUGGAUGGAAAUAAAUGAGACUCAUCACACUUUUGUAUGGAUAUGCUAAUUUUUGUUCUGUACUUAGUUCAUUCAUUCAUUCAGCCCUCUACAAUACAUAGAUAGACUUUGUAA